CGGGGUUCCAGGCGCACCGUGCUGCGCGGGGUUCCAGGAGCACGGGCCGCGGGGUCCGAGGGGAGGCCUUUGGCUCGGCCGCCCGUGAAGGCGUGUUGGCGGCGUCGCCGGCCAUGGAUUACCGGCGGGUGCUGAUGAGCCGCGUGGUGCCCGGGCAGUUCGACGACGCGGAGCCGUCGGACAGUGCAGUCCUGGACUUGAGGACAGUUGAAGGGAAUGGUGGUAUUCUGUUGGAAGACUAUGAAGACAGCGCGGAGGAGAGGAGCGACUGUGAGACGGAAGAGGAGGAGGAUGUGGCCUGGGACUGGGAUGAGGGAGCGGGCAGGCUGUCCAGGGCCUGCGCAGGGCGUAACCCACAGGCAAAUCGACAGACCUCCAGUUGCGCUUCAGCCAAAAUGUCUACUCCAGCUGACAAAGUCUUACGGAAAUUUGAGAAUAAAAUUAAUCUAGAUCGACUGCACGUCACAGACUCUGUGAUCAACAGGGUCACUGAGAAGUCAAGACAGAAGGAAGCGGACAUGUACCGCAUCAAAGACAAGGCUGACAGAGCGACCGUGGAGCAGGUUUUGGAUCCCAGAACGAGGAUGAUCUUGUUUAAGAUGUUGACUAGAGGAGUCAUUUCAGAGAUCAACGGCUGUAUUAGCACGGGGAAAGAGGCUAAUGUGUACCAUGCCAGCACAGCAGAAGGAGAGAGCAGAGCCAUCAAAAUCUACAAGACCUCCAUUCUGGUGUUCAAGGACCGGGACAAGUAUGUCAGUGGGGAGUUCAGAUUUCGCCAUGGCUAUUGUAAAGGAAAUCCUCGAAAAAUGGUGAAAACGUGGGCAGAAAAAGAAAUGAGGAACUUAAUCAGGCUCAACACAGCAGGGAUACCGUGUCCAGAGCCAGUCAUGCUCAGGAGCCAUGUUCUCGUCAUGGGUUUCAUUGGUAAAGGUGACAUGCCGGCCCCGCUCUUGAAGAACGUGCAGCUCUCCGAGUCCAAGGCCCGCGAGCUGUACCUGCAGGUCAUUGAGUACAUGCGGAGGAUGUAUCAGGACGCCAGGCUCGUGCACGCCGAUCUCAGUGAAUUCAACAUGCUGUACCAUGCUGGGGGUGUGUACCUCAUUGAUGUGUCUCAGUCCGUGGAGCACGACCACCCGCAUGCCUUGGAGUUCCUGAGAAAAGACUGCGCCAAUGUCAACGAUUUCUUCCUGAAGCACAGCGUCGCUGUCAUGACCGUGCGGGAGCUCUUCGAGUUUGUCACAGACCCGUCCAUUACGCAUGACAACAUGGACGCCUACCUCGCAAAGGCCAUGGAGGUGGCAUCUCAGAGGACCAAGGAGGAGCGGUCUAACCAGGACCACGUGGAUGAAGAGGUGUUUAAGAGAGCAUAUAUUCCUAGAACCUUGAACGAAGUGAAAAACUAUGAAAGGGAUGUGGAUGUAAUGAUGAAAUUGAAGGAAGAGGACAUGGCCUUGAAUGCUCAGCAAGAUAAUAUUCUAUACCAGACUGUCACUGGACUGAAGAAGGAUCUCUCGGGCGUUCAGGAGGUGCCAGCACUCCUUGAGAACCAAGCUCCAGAAAAGGCUUGCUCGGACUCGGAAGAUGCCGGCAGCUCUGGGAGCUCCGACACGGACUCCGAGGAGCAGGGAGACCACGCCCACUGCAGGAAACCCACCGCGGACCCGCAGAUGGAUAAGAAGGAAAGAAAAAAGGUGGUCAAGGAAGCCCAGAGAGAGAAAAGGAAAAACAAAAUUCCGAAACAUGUAAAGAGGAGGAAGGAGAAGAUGGCCAAAACCAAGAAGGGCAGAUAGCCUGCAGCCUGUGUGCAAGCGCUGUCCGUCCCCCCGUCCGCCUCCGGACACGCAGCUGCCUGUGGCAGGCGGCUUGCUGACCGUGCUCCAGCCAUUGCGUCCUGAGCACUGUGUCCACGGUCACUUGGUGUUGACGAAGGAGUUCCUUCAGCUACUAACGUGCUUAUUUUUAUGGUUUUUAUUCUGCAGAAUCAUCUCUGGGAGCAUGCUAAAUGUUGGAUUGUGGUAGCAUCCUAACCUUUAUGAGUAUGUGGGUCCAGUCAACCCUGGGAGCUGGUCUUGGCUUUCUGUGUAAUGGGCAGAGCCAGGAGUUCUGCUUUUAGGGGGCGUCCAGCCGGCCAUUGGUGUGCUCCUUCAUUGAACCUCCCUUGGGUUUACAGGUGGUCUUUUGUGAUGGACUCAUAUUGCACAUUUUUUUUUAUCUUUUU
Messenger RNA from Ochotona princeps (American pika), 2218 nucleotides. It is a transcript of the gene RIOK1, whose product is annotated as RIO kinase 1. Gene Ontology annotation, cellular component: cytosol; preribosome, small subunit precursor. Gene Ontology annotation, molecular function: ATP binding; protein serine/threonine kinase activity. Bases 114 to 1790 code for a protein of 558 amino acids. The transcript has 17 exons. The record is from RefSeq and is a predicted model, not a curated record. NCBI's taxonomy places the organism in Eukaryota, Metazoa, Chordata, Mammalia, Lagomorpha, Ochotonidae. Gene Ontology annotation, biological process: maturation of SSU-rRNA.